AUGGGGCGGCCAAGUGGGAAGACUACCAUCCCCCUGUUCAUGUACAGCAUAGCAACCACGGCGAUAGUUUAUCAGAACUAUAUUUUUAUUGCCUUUCUGUUUAAGAGGUAUAGAGCGUACGAAUGGCUGUGCACAGGACAGAGUAACCAAAUGGGGGGGGACUUCUUUGUAUGCAAGGAGCAGGAAAACUAUAUUCAGUUUUUGCUAGUGUCAGGGUUAAUCAUUCAGUUCAUUUCUGGUUCUAUUGGAAGUAUGUUAAUUAAUGUUAUGUCCAAGAAGAAGUACGUAUCCCGUGUGGCCUUCUCUUUUUUAUUCACAGGAUGGACGCUGCUGAGCGUUGCUCUUUUAUAUUCGAAGCGGUAUAUGGAAGGGUACUCUCCCAAUGGAUCCAGUGGUGAAAGGUCCAAUGGCCUGGGACUGCUCCCCGGGGGGUUCCAAACCAUUUCACUCCUCUUCAACUUGGCAUUCGCCUGCUUCGGCAUCGGGUCUGACAACUCAUACCUACCCAUCAUAUACUAUGUGAACGAGAAGUAUCCAGUGGAAAAAGGGGAAAGGACACACAAAAGUGUCGAAUCCACAGAUGAAAAGGGCCACGCGGAGAUGACAAAUUAUGGGGGUGAAAGUAAACUAGGUGCCUUAAAAAAUAUUUUGAAGAACAAAAAUUACAUCCUCAUCAGUACCAUGUCCUCCCUUGCCGUGCUAAGCCUCUUCGUGGGCAACGUGCUCUUAGCCGCACUUAACGUAUUUGAAGGGGAAAGCAACAUCACCGUAGUGGUGGGUCUCUACAUUUUGGUGUGUGUCGUCCCUUCAUUCUUUAUUGCGAAUUUACUGGAUGAGAGGGGAGAAGGAAAAACUAGCGAUAAUGUGGCGAUCAGCGAACAAAUAACACCGAACAGGGAGAGCACCCAGGUGUACGGAAAUAUCCACCUGGAUGUCUUGAAGAACCAAGUGAAGUCGCCAUUUUAUCAAUUCAUCGUGAUCGAGUUUUUCACCAUAACGUUCAGCAUUUGCUACUUUAUGUUUUCCCUGUUUGACAUUUACGAACAUAGCGUAUUUGGAGACACGCUAAAUAUAUACUCCCUCGUGUUGCCAUCAAGCUUUAUCAUCACCUUAGUAUUUGGCAUAAUAGCUGAUAUUAUAAGCAUAUACAACUUUAUGAGCUUCAAUUUAAUUCUGGGGAUUUCAGUUUUUUCUUUAACUUGGGUUUACUACAAAACGGCGAGUGUAUUGGUUGGAUACCUAUCAUUGAUCAUUUAUUUUUUUCACCAAAGUUUUUUUGCAAACCAUAUGUACAUGUAUAUGUCGACUGUAUUUGGCGAAAACAAUUUUGCAGUCCUCAUUGGAAUAAUUAAUGCAUUCGCUUCUGUUGCUUUUUUCCUUUCCUUUAAAUCUUUCGAAUAUAUUAAGUACUACGGGGGGCCUGUCCACUCCCAGAUGCUUAUCCAAAUGGUCAUUCUUUCCUACGUGUUGUUGUUUCUUUUUCACGUUUUUUACAUAAAGAAGAAGGCUGCAAGUGGACAGUUCAUGACGACCAAGGGAGACACUUCCGAAGUGACACAAAAUAAUAUAUAA
Molecule: messenger RNA, 1572 nt
Organism: Plasmodium knowlesi strain H
Lineage: Eukaryota; Apicomplexa; Aconoidasida; Haemosporida; Plasmodiidae
Product: apicomplexan amino acid transporter ApiAT10, putative
Exons: 1
Coding region: 1-1572 (523 amino acids)
Source: RefSeq, a predicted model, not a curated record